CCCCACAUGAAGAGGGGAAAACCCUCUAGGUUUUUUUUUUUCCCGUGACUUUUUCCCAAUUAUCUGUUCGUUCUGCUGGCUCAAACUGAACGCAAAUUUGUGUUCUGGGUGAAUUACAAGAGACAGAUAAAGACUCCUGAAAGUAUGUUGCAUUCAAGAGCGUUCUUACUGUUGGAAAGAGAGUUUAUGGACUUCAAACAAGCAAAUAUAUUUGGUAUUUCUAUUUUGCCUAUGGAAGACAAUUGGAUGGAAUGGAUAGCUGAAAUUGAAGGGCUGAAGGAUACCUUAUGGGAAGGUGCUGAACUUCAGCUAUCACUGAAAUAUCCUGAAGACUACAACACCAUCCCUCCAACCAUCACAUUCACCACUAUUCCUUUCCAUCCCAAUGUGGACCCAGAAUCUGGUAGACCUUGUGUGGAUUUUCUAGAUAACUGUAACGAAUGGAACACUAACUUCACAAUGGCUAAUAUUCUACUUAGUAUCCAGGUUUUGCUGUCUAAUCCUGUUCUGGAUAAUGCAGUGAACCUGGAGGCGGCUGAAAUGCUGAAAAGCAAUUAUCCCCUAUAUAGAGAAAAAGUUAUACAGUGUGUCACAAAUAGCAAGCAACUAGAAGGUACAAAUAACCAAGAAUUCCGCCAUUUUGUACUUCUAGCCCAAGUGAAGGAAGUUGGAAUGAUAAAAUCCGUAUCAUAUGAAGAAUAUUUUGUAACAUGGUUUAAAAUUGCCACAUCAAGACCUGCCGAAGAUUUUAAACACCCAGUGUUUGACGAUCCAGAGUACAUAGGAAACCGUUACAACUGGAUGGCAGAGAAUGUGAGCAAAGGCUACUGGGAUGAAAAUUUACAUCAAGCUUUUAUCUCUGAUUACAUUGAAAAACAGAAGAAACAUCUAAUGUUAGAAAACUGGACAGGCAAAGACAUUAUCCCAAGCCCAACUCCAGCAUCUGGAUCUCAAAAAACAUCUUCCAUGGGAUCUAAGACGAAAUACCAAAGCAAAGAUGAAGAUCACUGGGAGAAGGAAGUAGAAGGGCUUGUAACGUGGUCCUCAACUCUUGAUCAAGAAAAAUUAGAUUAAAUGACAGGCAUCACAUUUAUUACUCUUUUUAAAAAGUACUUAUUUGCUGAUAUUCAGACAUUGGCUGGGAGAACCACUAUGCAGUUCAGUUGAAAUCUGACUAUAAGAUGUUGCCGUGUUUGCAUUAAGUAGUGCCUUUGACU
Molecule: messenger RNA, 1217 nt
Organism: Candoia aspera
Lineage: Eukaryota; Metazoa; Chordata; Lepidosauria; Squamata; Candoiidae
Gene: UBE2U
Product: ubiquitin conjugating enzyme E2 U
Exons: 10
Coding region: 145-1074 (309 amino acids)
Biological process (GO): protein polyubiquitination; proteasome-mediated ubiquitin-dependent protein catabolic process; DNA repair
Cellular component (GO): HULC complex
Molecular function (GO): ubiquitin conjugating enzyme activity
Source: RefSeq, a predicted model, not a curated record